Messenger RNA from Suillus bovinus, 788 nucleotides. RefSeq lists its product as uncharacterized. Gene Ontology annotation, cellular component: preribosome, small subunit precursor. Lineage: Eukaryota; Fungi; Basidiomycota; Agaricomycetes; Boletales; Suillaceae. Gene Ontology annotation, molecular function: GTPase activity; GTP binding; U3 snoRNA binding. The transcript is spliced from 7 exons. Gene Ontology annotation, biological process: endonucleolytic cleavage of tricistronic rRNA transcript (SSU-rRNA, 5.8S rRNA, LSU-rRNA); ribosome biogenesis; maturation of SSU-rRNA from tricistronic rRNA transcript (SSU-rRNA, 5.8S rRNA, LSU-rRNA). The record is from RefSeq and is a predicted model, not a curated record. Bases 207 to 788 code for a protein of 193 amino acids.
AAAUUGUUCAAUAUCCGAGAUGUACUUCAACGAGUUCCACUGCAAUUGAAAAAAAUGUCUGAGUUCAAGCCCCAAAUGCCUUGAGCCCAAACCCUGGCCAUUUGCAGAAGUUGUUGCAAAUGUGACGCUUCUCAAAUUCACUAACCGCUUCACUAAUAUUCCCCUCCCCAAAGAUAUCAUCUCCAUCACUCACUGAUGGAUCCAUCAUGAUCUGUGGGUCCGUCAAGAGCUCUGUAUUGCCUAUUUUGUUGUCAGAGAUGAAGGCGAGCCCACCGGUCUUCACAUAUUACCAACCUGUCAAGCAUGAGCCACAAUCGGCAGGGCGAUUAGAGUCUCAGCCUCAGGCGACUCAAGUGACACAGCAACCCAAAUCAGCACCCGACCCCACACAUAACCAACUCGUCAGAGCGCCGGAGCUUGUGGCGACGGGCAUGUUCAUGAACCCCGAUACGACACGUAUUAUCGCGAAGCGAGUCAUCCUCACGGGCCACCCGUUCAAAGUACACAAAAAAACCGCUACGGUGCGGUACAUGUUCUUCUACCCAGUAUUUCAAGCCUAUUCAGCUGUUCACGAAACAUGGGCGGACGGGACAUAUCCGGGAUGGACGCACGGGUAUUUCAAAACACAUUUCGAUGGGCCCAUCAACCAGAUGGAUACGGUGUGUAUGUCGUUGUAUAAGCGCGUGUAUCCGCGGUGGAGUGAGAAUUGGGCAACGUUUGGUGCGAGCAGCGGGAAGGGUGAUGAGAUGGAGGACAUCAUGUUGAAGGAUAUCGAGAAGAAUAACUAG